This is a messenger RNA of Cygnus atratus (black swan), 12684 nucleotides long. It is a transcript of the gene DMXL1, whose product is annotated as Dmx like 1. Gene Ontology annotation, molecular function: protein binding. Gene Ontology annotation, biological process: vacuolar acidification. NCBI's taxonomy places the organism in Eukaryota, Metazoa, Chordata, Aves, Anseriformes, Anatidae. Gene Ontology annotation, cellular component: RAVE complex. The record is from RefSeq and is a predicted model, not a curated record.
GGGAGGAGGGAGGGCAGAGCGGCGGCGUCCCGGCAGCGCCGGGCGCCUGCGUGUCGCCAUGAACCUGCACCAGGUGCUGACGGGGGCCGUGAACCCGGGGAACAACUGCUUCUCGGUGGGGAGCCUGCACGGACAGCCCUUCACGGCAUAUGCAUCAGGAUGUGAUAUUGUUGUAUUAGGGACUGACUUUGAAAGGUUACAGAUAAUCCCUGGAGCAAAACAUGGAAACAUUCAAGUGGGAUGUGUGGACUGUUCAAUGCAACAGGGAAAGAUUGCAGCUUCUUACGGAAAUCUGAUUUGUAUCUUUGAGCCGGUUAGCCUCUUGAAGCAGAACAGCAGUCAUCAUAAUAGGUUACAUUAUCAGUGGCAGAAGAAUGCUCAAAUCGUACUGGAAGGUAUAGCACAUAAUCUAACAUGGGAUCCCGCAGGCACUCGCCUUUUGACUGGUUCCAAUUGUCUUCAGCUUUGGUCCAAUGUUCCUUUGGAUAACUCUUCUGACAAUGACAACACCGAAAGAACAGAUGUUGGAUGUGGAGAAUGGAGGUGUAUCUGGCAAUGCAAAACUGCUUCUCAAGUUUGUUUAAUGAAGUUCUCGCCAGAUGGGGAGUUUUUUGCUACUGCUGGAAAGGACGAUUGUCUUGUGAAAGUGUGGUACAAUACAGACAGCUGGCGAUCAGCCGUAACACCACCAGGUGCAAGUCCAGGAAAAGAAGCACAAGAAAUUGAUUUUUCAUUUGUUUAUUUGGCCCAUCCUCGAUCAGUAAAUUCAUUCUCAUGGAGGAAGACCAGCAAAUUCAUGCCACGUGGUGCUGUCUGCAAUGUACUCCUGACUUGCUGUAAGGAUAACGUUUGUCGUCUCUGGGCAGAGACUUUGUUACCCAAUGACAGCUUGUUAUAUGGUGGAGGAAACAACAGUUGGACUGAAGCAGUGAACUUCACAAAUAACUUCAAGAGAAGUACUUCAAGUAAGGAACGAAUGCAAAAUGCAUUAGAGUUAAACCUGAAGCACUUUCGACGAGGGAGGAGGAGGUCUGGUGCUGUUGUAGCACAUACUGGAUACUCUCCACAUCAGCAAGAUCCUCACGAAGUUCACAGGAACAUUCCUCCUCAUGCAAAUGCACUCUGUCACUUCCAUAUUGCUGCCAGUAUCAAUCCAGCCACAGAUAUUCCUCUACUCCCAUCUAUCACAUCUCUGAGUCUUGGUGAAAAUGAAGAAAAAAGCGGACCUUUUGUUGUACACUGGCUAAACAAUAAAGAACUCCAUUUUACCUUAUCCAUGGAAGUAUUUUUGCAGCAGCUUAAAAAGAAUUUUGAACAUCAUUCUCCUGAGACAAAUACAGAGGAAUCUAAUCAGAUGGACAGCAGAUCAGAAGAAGAAGUUGAUGAAAAGGGAGAUGAACAAAAAGGAAACCAAGAGAAGAAGGAAUUGAGUGAUGAGAAAACUACUUCAGCAUCAAGCCUUGUUCCUUUAUCUUCUGCUAUUGUUGAUCAUGAAAUUGAAGUUCUGCUUUCUGAGUGGAGUAAAAAUGCUGAUAUGCUAUUCAGUAUACAUCCUAUGGAUGGUUCAUUGCUGGUAUGGCAUGUGGACUGGCUAGAUGAAUACCAGCCUGGCAUGUUUCGACAGGUGCAGGUGUCAUUUGUCUCACGGAUUCCUGUUGCAUUCCCAACGGGUGAUGCAAACUCUCUUUGCAGAAGUAUAGUGAUGUAUGCAUGUACCAAAAAUGUUGACUUGGCUAUUCAACAAGGCAAACAAAAGCCUCCUGGCCUUACACGAUCAUCAUCUAUGCUUAUCUCUUCUGGACAUAGCAAAUCAACCAACAGUUUAAAACUAAGUAUAUUCACACCCAAUGUUAUGAUGAUCUCCAAACAUGCAGAUGGAUCUUUGAACCAAUGGCUAGUGAGUUUUGCUGAAGAAUCUGCUUUUUCAACUGUACUCAGUAUUUCACAUAAAUCCAGAUAUUGUGGUCACCGUUUUCAUCUUAAUGACUUGGCUUGCCAUUCAGUAUUACCACUGCUGCUUACAACCUCACAUCACAAUGCUUUAAGUUCACCAGAUGUUGAGAAUGCAAAACAAGCAAAUGGUUCUUUAAAGUCCCAGGAGUCACCAUUAAGACUUCAGAGUAGAGGCAAUGCAAGUAUAACAUCCCAGGAUCCCAAUGCAGUUUACAGUGAACUUAUUCUUUGGAGAGUUGAUCCUGUUGGGCCAUUGUCCUUUUCUGGUGGAGUAUCUGAACUUGCUCGGAUCAAUUCUCUCCAUGUUUCAGCUUUUUCUAAUGUUGCAUGGCUGCCAACUCUUAUACCCAGUUAUUGCCUUGGUGCAUACUGUAAUUCUCCAAGUGCCUGCUUUGUGGCUAGUGAUGGACAGCAUUUGAGAUUAUAUCAAGCUGUAAUAGAUGCUAAAAAACUUCUGUGUGAGCUCUCCAAUCCAGAAAUUUCUAAAUACGUUGGUGAAGUUUUUAAUAUCAUAAGUCAGCAAUCUACUGCUCGUCCAGGGUGCAUCAUUGAACUGGAUGCCAUCACAGAGCUUCAUGGCAGAAAAACACAGUUGUUCCAUGUUUUUCAAGAAGACUUCAUUUUAAAUAACCAGGAGAAGGAGAUACCUGAAAAGAAAAACAACUUAGCAGACUCUGGAAACCAGCAGAAUGGAUUCUCUGAAAAAUUCUACUUAAUAGUAAUAGAGUAUACUCAAAACCGUUCGUUACUACAUAUGUGGCACUUACACUUGAAGUCAAUUCCUGUCUCAGUAGGUGAAAAGGUAGACUCAGAUACACCUGAAGUAACAAAACAAACAGAAGAACUGUAUUCUUCACCCGAUCCAGAGAAGAUCCAGUCACCUUUCAAUCAAAAGUAUCAAGCCUGUAGAGCAAACCUUCAGAGCACCAGCUGGCUUACUCUCUCUUCAAAAAUGGUGUAUAGUCAAGAGUUGAAUUUGCCAGAAGGAGUGGAGAUAAUAAGUGUUAAGCCCUCAGCAGGACAUCUGAGUUCCUCUUCCAUAUAUCCUGUUUGUCGUGCACCUUAUCUGCUGGCUACUUCAUGCUCAGAUGGAAAAGUUCGAUUCUGGAGAUGCAGGGUGACCACUGAAUCAUCGGCUUCGUCCAUGCCAUAUAAUGUACAGAGUGAUGCUACAUAUAUUUGGGAAGAAUGGCCAUUACUGAUUGAGGAUGGACUUCUUAGUAGUAGUGCUAUUACUGUUCCAGGAAGGCCAACUGAAGUUAGUUGUGCACACACAAACCGAUUAGCUGUAGCAUACAAGCAGGUAACACCUAAAAAUAGUCACCUUUCUCAAGACUUUAUAAUGCAUGUUAGCAUUUUUGAAUGUGAAUCUACAGGGGGUUCUUCCUGGAUUCUAGAGCAAACUCUUCAUUUAGACGAGAUAGGCACAAUGUUAGACCCUGCUAUUAGUAUUGAUAGUAAUUUAGUGGCAUAUAACAGACAAGAAGUUUCUUUCUCUCACGAUGGGAAUGUGAUGCCCAGCACUAAGCACUUGGUACACUUAGAUUGGAUGUCUAGGGAGGAUGGUUCACAUAUUCUGACAGUAGGAAUUGGAUCAAAACUUUUUAUGUUUGGCCAGCUGUCUGGGAAAAUGCAAGAACAAAAUGGUAAGGAGACUGUAGCAAUCUCCCAUAGUGGCAGUACUACUGUAAAGGCUACAGCUCUUUCUAGGUUUGUUCUACUGCGUUCUGUUGACUUGGUUUCCUCUGUAGAGGGGUCACCUCCUUUUCCAGUCUCCUUGUCAUGGGUACGUGAUGGCAUUCUCGUAGUUGGAAUGGAUUGUGAAAUGCAUGUCUAUUCUCAGUGGCAGCCUCCUGCCAAGCAGGAACUAAUUAGUACAGAUUCCUACAGUGGAAGUAUGCAGUGUAUAACUAGCUUAAUGAAACAAAGCCAAUCAACUGCCUCAGGUCUGCCUCCACCAAAGCGAACUUUGACCAGAUCUAUGACCAGCCUUGCACAAAAACUUAGUGGAAGAUCUGCCUUUGAUCUGUCUGCUGAAAUGGAAGACUCUGGUCUUUUUGAAGCAGCUCAUACAUUAUCUCCCACUUUACCUCAGUAUCAUCCACAUCAACUGUUAGAACUCAUGGAUCUUGGUAGAGUACGUAGAGCAAAAGCCAUUCUUUCCCAUCUGGUGAAGUGCAUUGCUGGAGAAGUUGUUGCUAUAAAUGAAUCUGAACCUAAUCAUGAUAGAAGACUCAGAUCUCUGACCAUCAGUGCUAGUGGAAGUACUGCACGAGACCCCAAAACAUUCAGCAAAACUGAGACUACAGACUAUAUCGAAAUAGACUCUGUUCCACCAUUGCCCUUGUAUGCUCUACUUGCUGCAGAUGAUGAUUCAUCUCAUUCUUGUUCAGAGAAGUCAAAUAAUCAAAACAGCCAAUGUAAAAAAGAUAUGCCCAAUGACAGUUACGAAGAUCUCUUUCAGAAUUCUGUUGUAAGCACAGAUGAACUUGUAACUUUUGAUGCAGAUGAAGACAGUGCAAAACCAAAAGUCAUUGAUCUUUCUCAAUAUAGCCCAACUUACUUUGGACCAGAGCAUGCUCAAGUACUUUCUCGUCACUUGCUUCAUUCAAGUUUGCCAGGUCUGACUAGGAUGGAGCAAAUGUCGUUGAUGGCCUUGGCAGAUACAAUUGCUACCAUCAGUACUGAUAUUGGAGAAAGCAGAGACAGAAACCAGGGUGGAGAAACUCUUGAUGAGUGUGGUUUAAAAUUUUUAUUGGCUGUUCGGCUUCACACAUUUUUAACAACGUCACUUCCUCCUGUACAUCGAGCUCAACUGCUUCACCAAGGCUUAUCUACUAGUCAUUUUGCCUGGGCAUUUCAUUCAGUAGCAGAAGAAGAACUACUGAGCAUGCUCCCUGCAAUGCAGAAAGGAGAUCCAACAUGGUCAGAACUCAGAGCUAUGGGUAUAGGAUGGUGGGUUCGAAAUAUCCAUAGCCUGCGGAAAUGCAUAGAAAAGGUAGCUAAAGCAGCCUUUCAGCGUAAUAAUGAUCCACUUGAUGCAGCCAUUUUUUACCUUGCGAUGAAAAAGAAGGCUGUGAUCUGGGGACUAUACAGGUCCCAAAAAGAUACUAAAAUGACACAGUUUUUUGGAAACAACUUCACUGAGGACAGGUGGCGUAAAGCAGCAUUAAAGAAUGCUUUCUCUUUGCUUGGCAAACAGCGUUUUGAACAUUCUGCGGCAUUUUUCUUGUUGGCAGGACACUUAAAAGAUGCAGUGGAGGUCUGCCUUGAAAAAUUGAAUGACAUUCAGUUGGCUCUAGUAAUAUCAAGACUUUAUGAGUCAGAGUUUGAAGUGUCUAGUACUUAUAAAUCUAUACUACAGAAGAGAAUUUUGGGAAGUGCCUUUCCUGGAAAGGAGAGCUCAGGAAACAUGUACUGUGAUCCUUUUCUGCGUAGUAUGGCUUACUGGAUUUUGGAAGAUUACAGCAAGGCUCUUGACACUUUGAUUAAACAUUCUGUUGAAGAUGAAGGAGAUGAAGGAGAUGGCUCAUCAAGUUGUAACCCUGCAGUGUUUAACUUCUACAACUACUUAAGAACACAUCCUCUCCUGCUGAGACGUCAUUUUGGCUCUUCUGAUGCCUCUUCUACACACAUUUGCCUGACAGUAGAAAAUGGAUUAGCUGACAAAAUCAACCUAGGUGAAAGACGACUUUUCUUCACCACGGCAUAUGCUCAUUUAAAAGCUGGUUGUCCUAUGUUGGCCUUAGAAGUGUUAUCAAAGAUGCCCAAAGUUGUCAAGAGGUCAAAGCCAUUCUGUAGAUCCCCUAGCUUAAUGGAUACUAGUAAAGAUUUCUCACCAUCUUCUCCAGUUAAAGAGCUGGAAACAAAAGAUCAGGCUUCCAGUUUUGAUUGGUCACAGCCUGUAUUGAAUGGUCUAGGGUCAUCUUCAGAUUGUUCUUCAGGAAAACAUUCAAGUUCAACUCUUUCAUUUGACUGGAGUCAACCAAAUGUUGUAUUCCAAGAUGAAGAUUUGAAACUACAGUCAGACAGUGAUGAAGGUGAUGAGAGUGAAGAUUCCUCCCUGGUGAUGAAGGAGCUAAAACCUCUGAAGAGAAGUGAAAAGUCAUACGAAACAAGCUCUAGCUACACAGAAUCUUUUAGUGCAAUUGAUGAAAAAGAUAUUCUGAGCCCAUCAGAAGAUAUAAUUUCAGCACAGCUGAAGUUUAGAGCAUGCUUGAAAAUUCUUACUGUAGAGCUUCGAACGCUGUCCACUGGUUAUGAGGUGGAUGGUGGAAAAUUAAGGUAUCAGCUUUAUCAGUGGCUUGAAAGAGAAGUGAUAGCUCUGCAAAAGACCUGUGAUUAUAGUGUUGAAGUAGAAGAGAUACAGUCAGGAAUUAACGUGAUGACAGAGGAAGUUGCAUUACAUGAAAAUACUGAAGACUUAGCUGACCAGCAAAAAGCCAUGCAACAGAAAGAAAACUUUCAGAAAAGACGUCAAUGGCUUCUGAAAUACCAGUCUCUCUUACGAAUGUUCCUUAGUUACUGCAUACUUCAUGGUUCUCAUGGUGGAGGUUUGGCAUCUGUUAGAAUGGAAUUAAUUCUGCUACUGCAGGAAUCUCAGCAGGAGCAGUCCAUACAGAUACCAUCCACACCUCUGCCAGAGCAAAGCUCCAUACCUCUCCUAUUUGCUUGCACAGCUAGUGUUAGAACAGUGGUGGCUAAUCCAUUGUUACAUCUUGGUAACUUAACUCAUGAUAUUUUACAUGCCAUAAUAAACCUUGAUUCGCCACCUCAUCCAGAUACUCAGAACAACAAGAUAUAUGUAAUGCAUACCUUAGCAGCAUCCCUCUCUGCUUGCAUCUACCAAUGUCUUUGUGAUGGCCACAGCUACAGCUCAUUCCAAGCAAAUCAGUUCACUGGAACAGUGUAUCAGACAGUGCUAUUAACUCAGCGCCACUCUCUAAGAACAACAAGCUUAGAAGAAACAGUGACUCCCAAUACAUCACCUUCUCAGUGGCCAGGAAUAACAGCUCUAGUACGUCUCUUGAAUUCUGCUGGUGAGGAAGCCCAGCCAGGGCUCACAGUUUUACUUUGUGAAAUACUAACUGCAGUCUAUCUGAGUCUGUUCAUCCAUGGCCUAGCAACGCAUUCUAGCAAUGAAUUGUAUCGAAUUAUGGCUCAUCAACUUAACAACAAAAUGUGGUCUGCUGUCUUUGGAGGAGGAGCUCAUACGCCCAGUAGAGGACAGCUGCAAUUAAAGACAAAAACUGAUGAUGGAGGGAAACAGCAAAAAUGUUUCAGGCUUUCGUCAAAAACCUCUCCAAAAGAGAGUUCUCAGUCACCUGCUUUGCCAUUAGUAGAUCAAGAAUCUUCAUCUGACAAAGAAAGAUUUAUUCCUCCUGAGCUUAGUAUCUGGGAUUACUUCAUUGCAAAGCCUUUUCUUCCAUCACAAAGUAGAGUGGAAUAUGAUUCAGAAGAGAGUCAGGAAAGCGGUGAAGAUGAUGAGGAUACUGAUGGAGAUGUGUUUGCAACAAAUUCACGUAAUCAGGAGCAUUCCAAUUCAAAUUCGUACAGUUGGUCACUGAUGCGAUUGGCAAUGGUUCAGCUGGUACUUCACAACUUGAAGAUUUUCUACCCUUUGGCUGGACAUGAUCUUUCAGAGCUUCCAGUUAGCUCUCCAAUAUGCCAUGCAGUUCUGAAAACACUACAGCGCUGGGAACAAGUUCUUCAGCGACGUCUUGAGCUAUAUGGUGGUCCACCUCAACAUUAUAUUUCAGUUCAUGCUUCUGAAGAUGCUCUAGCUGCUGGUCCUGCAUUGCUUCGCCAUAAAACUUUACUUGAACCUACAAACACUCCAUUCAGAUCUAACAAUCAUGUUGCGCUAUCUGUGAAGAGGCUCUGGCAGUACUUGGUUAAACAGGAAGAAGUCCAGGAAACCUUUAUCAGAAAUAUUUUUACAAAGAAGCGAUGCUUAAAUGAGUCAUUAGAGGACCAUAAUGAAACCAUGAAAAAUUCUAUGGUGGAGGAGUCCAUCAUCAAUAAGAUAGAACCAGAUUUGGGAUACCCAGGAGGCAAGGCAAGAAUAAUUCAUAAAGAGUCUGACAUCAUUACUGCUUUUGCAGUCAAUAAGGCAAAUCGGAACUGCAUUGCAAUAGCAUCAAGUCACGACAUUCAAGAAUUAGACGUUUCUGCGAUUUUAGCUACACAAAUCUACACCUGGGUUGAUGAUGAUGUGGAAAUAGAAAAUAAAGGGGCAGAUGAUUUCUUAGUUAUACAUGCUCGUGAUGAUCUGGUAAAUGUUCAGGGAACCACUCCUUAUACCCAUAGUAAUCCUGGCACACCCAUCAAUAUGCCUUGGCUUGGUAGUACACAAACUGGCAGGGGUGCAUCUGUGAUGCUCAAGAAGGCUAUUAAUAAUGUCAGAAGAAUGGCUUCUCAUCCAACAUUACCAUAUUAUCUGACAGGUGCUCAAGAUGGUAGCGUAAGAAUGUUUGAAUGGGGUCAUGCACAGCAAAUCACUUGUUUUCGGUCUGGUGGCAACUCAAGGGUAACUCGAAUGAGGUUCAAUUACCAAGGAAAUAAGUUUGGAAUUGUUGAUGCUGAUGGAUAUAUAAGCUUAUAUCAAACAAAUUGGAAAUGUUGCCCACUUACUGGAACCUCACAACCAUAUUUGACCUGGCAGUGUCAUAACAAAACAGCCAAUGACUUCGUUUUCAUCAGUUCAUCAUCUUUGAUAGCUACAGCAGGAUUGUCUUCUGACAAUAGAAAUAUUUGUCUUUGGGAUACUUUGGUUUCACCUACAAAUAGCUUGGUGCAUGCUUUCAUCUGUCAUGACAGCGGAGCAACUGUUCUAGCAUAUGCUCCAAAACAUCAGCUUUUAAUCUCUGGAGGCAGAAAAGGCUUCACAUGUAUAAUUGACCUCCGCCAAAAACAGCAGCAACAAUUACUCCAAAGUCAUGAUUCUCCAGUCAAAGCAAUUGCUGUUGAUCCUACAGAAGAGUAUUUUGUCACAGGAUCUGCUGAAGGCAACAUAAAGGUAUGGAGUCUGUCUACAUUUAGUCUUCUUCACACUUUCAUCAAUGAGCAUGCUCGGCAGUCACUCUUCAGAAACAUUGGGACAGGAGUCAUGCAAAUUGAGACAGGACCAGCAAAUCACAUAUUCUCCUGUGGUGCUGAUGGAACAGUAAAGAUGAGAAUCUUGCCUGAUAGAUUCAGCCCCUUUAAUGAAGUGUUAAAAAAUGAUGUUAAGUUUUUGAUCUAAUAUUUUUCUCAGUACAGUGUAUAACAUUCCCCUUCAGCCAUCUCUGAAAAUAUUUUUCUUGAAACUAGCCAACAAAGCAGAUAUAUAAUGAUAGCUCGUGCCACAAAGAUGCUUCUUUUAUUUUCAUAUUUAUUACCUGGAGCUUUUAAUCCCGUAUGCACUGAUGCCUUAAAGAUUAACAAGGUCCUUCAGAUUAUGAUUGUUGCCUAAAAUAAAAGCUAUACAGGACUCUGAAUUAUAUAUUUAUAAUUUUCCUAAGAUGUUGCUGAAGUGGAUUACUCCUCCUUUUAGGUAGUUACACUCCUGCCGGGAGUUUACCAUCUGGGCAUGGCCUUUAUAACCAACACCUGGCCUUUUUCUGACAGCAGAUCCAGAUAGGAACCUUAGAUAAUAACCUUACUCUUUCACUGUGGCAACUAUAACUGUCUCUCAUUAACUUGUGUAGUUGGCCAUUAAUACAAAUUUAUACCUAUAUCUGGAAAAGAAGCAAAGCCUAUUUUAGUUAGAUGCUCCUAGCGUAUCGGAAGCUGGCCAUGCAACAUUCAUAUGAGCCGCUGUCUGUCUCCAUUCCUGGAAUCCAGGCUGUAUACCUCUUUAAUUCACUUGGUCUCUUUCCUCUGAUAUAGGGUAUAAGAAAUUGAAGGACAUUGUGUAAGUUGUCUUCUGUUCUAUAGCUUGACUCAUUGCCAUCAGGAUGGCAGACUUAGCUUUUAAAAAAGAAAUAUAUUUUUAAGCCUGAACACUCCCUUUACGAAAAUAUGUAAAUAUUAAUGGAUAUCUUCCUAUUAAAAUUGUCAAGAUUAUUCAUGAAGAUUUAGUCUUGAUCAAAAAAGUACAGGAAGAUACUGCUUCUAGGAUAUGGCAUUAGAAUUUCUUCAAAGAAUAUUUAUUUGCAUGUCUGUAGAGGAAAAAAAAAAACUAAUUUAUUUUUACAUUUUUUCCAGUAAGACUUUAUUUAGCCCAAAGACACUCAGUUCCUUCUUAGCACUUAUAUUCUUGUUUGUCUGCUUUUCCUAAAUACUUUAAAAAAGUAAAAAGGAAAAAAAGUUCAACGGCAAAGUACUUCAAUACUGUCACUCUUUGUACUGUAUGUUUACAUCUGGUUUAAAAUGAAAGGAAAAGUAUAUUGAAAAGGCUAGAUGGAUUUUUUUUGCCAAAAUAUUAAACUGCAUAACUUAAAUGUUUGACCAAAAUAUUAAUGCACAAAGCCUUUACAUUUUUCUUAGUCAGCUAAAAACUUUUUCUGUAAGUAUUUUGGUUUAUUUUUCCUGACCUUAUUCAAAACUUGAGAGCUUGACAAAUGUUUAAUUUGUAAAUUAGUUGUGAGGCUGGGUUACUUGAAUGCCAAUGGUAUACUUUUUGCUAAAAGAUAUUUUGUGAAAUAUAGCACCAAGAUAUUAAUUGUAAAAUAAACUUGUCAGAUUAGGAACUAUGGGGAUAAAUAAAGCAUAGUAGAAGUGAAGGGCUUGUAAAAUGAACUUUGUAACAUUCUCAGGAUGCUUUUAUCUUAAGAAUAUAAAAUAGUUUAAAAAGAUUUUGUAAAUUGUAUUAAGGUCAUUUUAAAUGUAUGUUUCGCAAGUUGCAGUGCAAACACUAUGAAGGUUUUUAUGCACAUAACCUGAAUUUUCAAAUUGUGCAAUAAAAAGAAUGUGAAUACUUUGCCAUGAAGAAACAUUGUGACAGCAUUUUGAACUGGUACAGCUGUUCAGUGGUUCAACUGUAAUUGUUCUUCCACAACAUUUAGUUAUAGAUUGAAAUCAAAUUGAUACUAAAACAGUUUAAGUACAGUGAUGGACCAGAAAAGUGACUGACGAAAAGUGACACGACCUUACAGAACAGACUUGCCCAAUGUGUCAUAUCUGCUCAGUGACUGAGUUUCUAAUAACCUCUAUUCCUAUUAAAGAAGGAAAACCAUGGAGUUACCAGUAGGAUGCUCCUUAAGAGAAUCAACUGAAACCCUGACUUUGUAGCCGCUUAUAUACAUGCAUUAGUUUUAUGCAACCACUGAACUAACAAAGUUAUAUUCAGAAAAGGAAAAAUGUGCAAAACUAUGACAACAUUGUAUAAUGAUGUCCUUGAUGUUUUGUCCUUAAAAUAUAUAUAUAUAUAGAUAGAUAUAUAGAUAUAUAUUUCAUUAGCUUUAAUAUUUCAAGCUUGUUUUAUUGUACUGGCAUUCACAAAAAAGCCGUCUUUUCAUCUGUGAGCUAACCAAUAAGAUGUUAUGUGGAAUUUACCAAGACAUACAAUGUUGUCAUUCUUCUGAAUCGAGCUGCACUAUGUAUAUCCUGGAAAACUUAUGCUUAUACCAGAAAAGUAAUGACUAUGAGCGGGCAUCUUCAAUAAUGUUUAUAGUUACCAUAAGCUAUUCUCAAAACUAAAUUAUGUAAAAUCACUAUGUAUUUGCCCUCACCUUCAUAAUAUUUCCAAUAAAUCAUGCAGAAAGUCAACCUUCUAGAUUUCCAUGUUGCUGCUACUUCCUUUACAAAUCAGUUGUAUGCUUGUAUAAUGUUAAUUGAUGUUUAACAAUUGUGGUAAGUCAUUUUAUUGGUAGCUUUAUUGUAAUGAUGGAAUCAAUGGAUGAGUUAAAUUCUGUUCUAUUUGAAACUUUUUAAAGGGACAUUCUCAACUUUAAAUCAAGCCAUUGGGGAAAAUUGAACUCGAAACUCUUCUAGCUGUUUCUUCAACAGCUUCCACCAAUUUGUCUUUCCAGCAAUUAGUGCUUUCUUCCUAUUGCUAUGCAAGUAAGUCAGAAGGUUGUUAGUGGCUACCAAGGGUUCUAUGAAUGCGGUAGCUGUAUGCACAAAUCGAACUUAAAAUUUACAUUUCCCAGUGUUUAAUCUCCAAUAAUCCCAUAACAAAAUAACUGAGUUGAUAAUGUCCCUUUUAAAUACCAUAGACUGGCAGUUGUGACUUGUGUUUGUCCAUGUAGUAAUACAUAAUGCGAUCAGUUUUUCAAACUUGUGUUGUUAAUUGAUUUGGUUACUUCAAGCAGAUUUGUGAUCCAAGUUCCUCACUAUUACUUUAUUAAUGUGAGAGUUAAACUCUGGCCAUCUGGGUACUUAAACUUACUUGCUGUGUGACUUGCAAAACAGAUAAUUCUCAGCUGACAGCUGAUAUUGCAGAAUGUUCAUGGAGAAGGAUGGCGAGUGGAAUAGACUUAGAUUUUGUACCACACUGAUGUGGCACAAGCUGAGCUUAUGUGUUCUGAUGUGUUUUAGGAACCUCGCUACCACUUGCAAGAAAAAAAACUUUUGGGGAUAUUCUACAUUAGGUACUGCUCCCUUCCUCCUAAGAGCACCCAAUGUUAGCUUAGUUGCAAUAGGUAUGAAAAUAAGCAACCGUGAUUAAAAGACAAUAAGCUUGGAGCCUGGAUAUGUUCUCCAAGAUAAUUUUUCAAAUGUUUAUUUUUACUAAAAGUAGCAAAACAGCCUCUAAUGGCAGGUUCAGCACACUGAUCAAAUACUUUCUAUAAAAUAAAGACACUGAUU